AAUGUUGUUCAAAUUUGACUACCAAAUCAUAUAGUGGAAAAUUAAAUAGUAUUAUUUUUUGACUAAAAAAAAAAAUAUUCAGUCAAAUUAGUAGACUAUAAAUUCAAUAUAUAACAACCCUUCUUCUCAUAUUCAUUUCAUCAUCCUCACUCUCAUAUUGUUUAUUCUACCAAAAUUUCAAUGGCUGCUUCUUCCAAAACCAUCAUCAACAAAGAGAUAGAAAAAGAGCUUCUACCUCUUAUCCGUGUCUACAAAGAUGGCACCAUAGAACGUCUCAUGAGCUCUCCAAUGGUUCCACCUUCCAUUGAAGACCCUCAAACUGGUGUCUCAUCCAAAGACAUUGUUAUCUCAAACACUAGCAACCCUCCCCUCUCCGCUCGCAUUUUCCUUCCAAAAUCACACCAAAACAACCACAAACUUCCCAUCUUGCUCUACUUUCACGCCGGUGCUUUUUGCGUCGAAUCACCCUUCUCUUUUUUCUGCCACCGUUACCUCAAUCUCUUGGCUUCUGAAGCAAAUAUAAUAGCUGUUUCUAUAGAUUUCAGACUUCUUCCAGAACAUCCUCUUCCUGCAGCUUAUGAAGAUGGUUGGACUGCUCUUCAAUGGGUUGCUUCUCACACAAGCAACGACACCACCACCAACAAUAACAUAGAAACAGAGUCAUGGUUACUAGAUUAUGGUGAUUUCAACAGAGUUUACAUAGGUGGUGAUGUCAAUGGUGCUAACAUUACUCAUAACUUAGCUAUACGUGCCGGAACCGAAGCUUUACCAAACAAUCUUAAAAUAUUGGGUGCUUUGCUAUGUACUCCUUUUUUCUGGGGCUCAAAGCCAAUUGGGUCUGAGCCUGUGGAGGAGCAUGAGAAUAGCUUGGCUAUGAAAGUGUGGAAAUUUGUGUACCCUAAUGCAGAGGGUGGAAUUGAUAACCCUAUGGUUAACCCUUGUGCUCCUGGUGCACCUAGUUUGGCUACACUAGGUUGUUCUAAGAUUCUGGUUAUUAUUACUGACAAGGAUGAGUUUAAAGACAGAGAUAUUUUGUACUAUGAAUCUGUCAAAAAAAGUGGAUGGCAAGGUGAAAUUGAAUUGUUUGAUGCUGGGGAUGAGGCACAUGGUUUCCAGAUUUUCAAACCUGAAACUGAUAGGGCUAAACAAUUGAUCAAACGUUUGGCUUCUUUUCUUGUUUGAUUCGUCCCUUUCAAAUCAUCUUAGAAUGAGUGUUUCAAUAACUAAAUAAGAUGUCUUUGUCUUGUAUUAUUCUAUCAAUUAUUUAUUUAUUAAGAAAGUACUGUAGUAUGUGUUGUGUUUAUUAAUAUUUAGUAAGAAAAAAAAGUAUGUGCUAA
Trifolium pratense (red clover) is the source of this 1337-nucleotide messenger RNA. RefSeq names its product 2-hydroxyisoflavanone dehydratase-like. The coding region runs from base 181 to 1182 and encodes 333 amino acids. The record is from RefSeq and is a predicted model, not a curated record. The transcript has a single exon. NCBI's taxonomy places the organism in Eukaryota, Viridiplantae, Streptophyta, Magnoliopsida, Fabales, Fabaceae. Gene Ontology annotation, molecular function: hydrolase activity.